GACAGUCGCACUUUUAUUGACAUAAACACAUACGGCAAGUGGUCUGGCCGUGUCUCUGGCACAGAAAAAAAACAACAAAUUCGGCAAGCACGCUGCCAAUUCUCAAUUUGCAUAAGUUUUACGCUAUUUACGGUUUACUUUCAUUGUCUAUCCCAUCAAAUGCAGUUCCAACGAGUGUAAAGACCAAAUUUUAAUUGAUCGUAGUUUCUGUGAUUUUGUGUAACUUUUGCAAGAAGCUGCAACAGUGAUGUGAAUUCCAUCGAGAACGAAUCGUGUUUUUCAGCGCACCUAUUUUCAUCACUUUGUUCUUGGCGAAACGAUUAAAAAGGAUUUGUUUGGGUGUCUCUACUCAGUAAUCAGUGUAAUAAAGCAAGAUGAAAGCAUCUGGUCCAGCAAUCCCACUAAUCCUAGGAUUAUCCUUGCUCGGAGCUAGUGGGGCUUAUCUGUACAUGGUGUUUAAAAAAAGGCGUCCCAACUCGACAGGAAACUUGGUGGAUUUCUUUACCAGAAACCCAACCAAGCAGGAUCCGGUGGUAUCGGAAUUAAUAAUAUCAAACAGUCUUAUUCCGUUGGUAAUUGGUCGCAAGGGCUACACGUUGAAACAUAUCCAGCAAAGCACCGGCGCAGUGAUUCAUUUCAGUGUUUACGAUGACUCCAACCAACGGUGCCAGAUUCAGGGCCCAUCAGCUGUUGUCGUCGAAAAGGCUAAAGAAAUGAUACUGAAAGAAACGGCACGGCCACUUACGAUAACGGAGGAAGUGAUCGUACCACAGGUAGCCUGUGGGAAAAUACUUGGCCGGUGUGGUGACGAACUGCAGGAAAUUUGCCGUAAAUCGAUGGCCAAAGUGUGGCUUGAAGGUAACGCGAGAAGUGAAUCCGAACGGCGCGUAAUGAUAACAGGCACGGAAUCGCAAAUAAAAGUGGCAAAGGAGCUGAUCGCACAAAAGGUACAGGAGGACAGUGAAAGCAGAAAGUUACUCCUCGAUGCAACGCUACAGUCACGAGAGCCUCGCAUACGGACACCGCCAUCGAGCUCGGCCCCCACGCCAACACCGAGUGAUGGAAGAAAAAAAGCGCCCGCAACUUCUUCGAAAUCAAUUGUCGGAAGAGCAAGUUCCGCGAAUUUUGGGCCCGGCCAGAUGGAAAUCUUCGUAUCGACCAUUGUAUCGCCGAGCAAGUUUUAUGUGCAGUUGGUCGGUCCGCAGUCGCUAGAGUUGGAUUUGCUCGUCCAAACUAUGACUUUGUAUUACAACCAGAGCCAGAACCGUCAGCAGCUGGAAAAACUUUCCCUUGGACAGAUAGUAGCAGCCGAGUUCAAUGCCGACAAUAAAUGGUACCGGGCAGAAAUAAACGCUUUUCUGCCUAACGAAUACAAACCCGGCGAGAUGGUUCUUGAUCUAUUCUUUGUCGAUUAUGGAGACAAUCAGUAUACGAACCCGAAGGAAGUGUAUCAACUAAAUCCAGAAUUUCUGGCACCACGAUUCCAAGCGAUAGAAUGUUUCCUAGCAAAGGUGGAACCGGCCCAACAAUCCAACCCAGUGCCCUCAUCGUCCGCCGAUGGAGAAGACGAAUGGGAUCCGAUGGCUGUAACCAGAUUCGAAGAACUAACGCACGUGGCUCAAUGGAAAAAGAUUAUUUCAAAAAUCGUCACAUACCGAAACAACAAAAGUCCUCUGCAUGGGCGCGAAUCAUCACCCAUUCCGGGCGUGGAACUGUACGACAUAGCGCCCAACGGUACGGAUCUCAUCAACAUAGGGCAAGAGUUGAUUGCUGAAGGAUUGGCACGUCAUUCGACUUACGAUAGAACGGAUGAGCUAUCGCGUAGUCAACUUUAUCGGUUGGGUUUGACGAAUGGUUCAGAUGCGGGCAGUUCGUCUCAAUCGUCAAGUAUCGAUAAGGUGGAUGAUAUAAGUGCGUCUAGCAGUACCUCCGCCUCGACGGUAGUAUCAUCCGGGAAAUAUAUAAGUGAACCCAGCAAAAACGAACAACAGCAGCAGGUGCAGUACAGAAGUUUGGCUAAUGGAACACAUUAAACAGCAGCAAUGCAACUAGCGUACGGUCGAACGAUGUGUCAGGUGAAGAUUAUAAUAUUAAGCAUCAAAUAAUAAUGAUUGUACCCUUAUGCUUAGCAAAAUCCCACAAUACUACACACCACAAGCGACGCUAAAAUAAUUAGAAUAUGUUUCGCCGUGCAAUAAAAGCGGACGCAAAUUUACUUGCCCAGUUUUUUAGUUCCUUUUGUUCUAGCGUUCACUAUGUACUUAGGACAGACGUUCGUGCUCGUAAUUGAUGCUUUAAAAGUCGUUCUAGUUAAGUUUUAUAACAGUUGUACCAUUAUCAGGUUUAGCAUUAAACGAAUUUUAUUUGAAAGUUGCGUGAAACAAAAACUAAAGCAUUGCUAUCAUUGGAGAGGCUGUGCACGUUGUAGAUCCAUGGAGAACAAGCUAUAUUAUAAUACAAUCAAGUUAUAUCAAUAAUUGAUGAACAAGAGCUACAAUAAUCUAGACAAAACAAAUGUGAUGUGCGUUUCUAGAAGAAACUGUGUGUACAGUAUGAUUUAGAACAGUACAUAAUGCGCGAUCGAGUAAAGCAAUAGACAGCGUGCUUAACUUCAUAUCUAUCAGUAGAGUGAAAUGAGAUUGAUAAAAGAAGGUUUUCACAGUUUAUCUCAUGAAGAGGUGCCAACGUUUGGAAAUAAAGAAAGGAUCUUAUGUAUGGUUAAAACAGGUAACAAAGUGAUGAAGGUAAAACAUGAUUGCUGAUUGGCUGGUAGUAUUGUAUAAUAAAAUGAAGCUAAAUAGCAUUUACCAAUUCCCUAUGCCUUCAUAAGCACAAUGUAUUGCGGUUUAAUACUGUCUACCUUUAUCUUUUACUUACCGGUCAUUGUAUUUGAGAGAGUUUUUAAACUAUGUACGUUUUUAAAAUGGUCCAUACGUCCAGGUAUUUAUAAAUGUAUAAAACACAUUUAAUGCUCAGAGUGGACGAAGGAAAACAAAAUAAUUUUCAUAGAAGUGCGGUGAUUGAUACCCUGAAUGUGUUGUAUGUAAUGAAUAAAGUUUAAACAAUUUGAUAAUGUUAGUUAA
Molecule: messenger RNA, 3083 nt
Organism: Anopheles funestus (African malaria mosquito)
Lineage: Eukaryota; Metazoa; Arthropoda; Insecta; Diptera; Culicidae
Gene: papi
Product: tudor and KH domain-containing protein homolog
Exons: 3
Coding region: 375-2033 (552 amino acids)
Biological process (GO): spermatogenesis
Molecular function (GO): RNA binding
Source: RefSeq, a predicted model, not a curated record